AUGUCGAACACCGACUUCACCAAGUUCGAGGUAUUCAGCAAGAUUUUGAACGGCUGCAGCGAAGGUCCGUACUGUAACCACUCUCAGCUUGUUUUCCACAACGCGAACAACGGAACAAGCGGGCUGGAGAUCCUCCACGACGGAUCGCCCUGGCUGAGGAUCCUCAUCUCCGUGGUCUACUUCAUAGUAGCCACGGCGGGAGUGUUGGGCAACCUGCUGGUCAUGUUCCUGCUGUACUCUACCCGCACCAUCGCUACAGGCACCAUCAACUUCUUCGUUUUUAACUUGGCCUUGGCUCACCUCCUCUUCUCGCUGGCUUUGCCCUUUUGGGCCGUGGAGAUGGCGAUGGACUACACCUGGCCGUUCAGUUUGGCCACGUGCAAGGCCGUGUCCCUGCUGACCGGCCUGAACGUCUUCGCCAGCUGUUUCUUCCUGACCGCCAUGAGUCUGACCCGGUAUUGCUACGUGGUGACCGCCCUCAAGCCCCACGCUUCGCUGUGCGCCAGGUCCUGCACUUUCCCCAUCGCCACCGCCCUGGUCUGGGUGGGGGCCUUCGUUGCCGCGGCGCCCAGGGCCGUGUUCGCCGACCUGAGCCGCGUGGGCAGCGGCAACGACACGGCGUGCCUGCUCCGCUUCCCCGACGGAACGGCCUGGUUGGGUAUCAACCAGCUCCUGCGGGUGGUGUUCGGGUUCCUGCUGCCCUACGCCACAAUCAUCCUGUCCUACCUGCUCCUGCUCCGCUUCCUGUGCCGGCACAAGCUGAAGGGAGGCGGCAACUCGCGGCGGAAGGCCGACAUCUCCAAGUCGGUGGCGGUGGUGGUGCUAUCGUUCUGCGCCUGCUGGUUCCCCUACAACGUCCUGACCCUCUGGAGCGUCCUGAUCCACCUGGACGUCGUGGACAUCAGCAAGUCCUUCUACUCGGCGCAGACCUACUUCUUCCCCCUGGCCAACUGCUUGGCGUUCACCAGCAGCUGCUUCAACCCCGUCAUCUACUGCCUGGUGAGGAAGGAGUACCGCGCGGCGCUCCACAACGUGCUCCUCAAGCUGAGCCUGGCCGUCACGUCCAAGAUGCCGUACGCGAGGAAGACCGAGGAAGGGUCGGGGCAAGCCGGCCAGCUCGCCAUUCCGCUCAACAACGUGUACAGCCAGACGUCCCAGACCGACACGAGGAGAUACCCGCUACCGUCCGCGCUCCCUACUGUGGCGUCCACUCUGUGA
This is a messenger RNA of Menidia menidia (Atlantic silverside), 1218 nucleotides long. Lineage: Eukaryota; Metazoa; Chordata; Actinopteri; Atheriniformes; Atherinopsidae. The record is from the annotation of a GenBank genome assembly.